AUGAUGUCAACUUAUGAAGAAGAUUCAUCAUGCUGCAUUGAAGACGCAAAAGCGAUAUUUAAUCGAUAUGCUGAAGCUCACAAGGAUUUUCAAGCUCCACAAUCACACAUCGAUAUUGAAACAGAGUCAGAUGAAACCACUAAAGUACAUAUGGAAGUGCAACAUAAUGGAAUACAAUAUUGCUUUGAGUCGAUAAAAGAAAAAGACAUCGAUGAUGUCUACCAUUAUUUAAAUAGUCAGCCUUUGGUUAGAAAAAAAUAUGGUGAUGGUAACACCUUGUCUCUGGCUGCGACAACUGCAAGAGUAAAUACAUUAGUGAGUAGAUUUCGAAACAAAAACUCGCCUCUGCAUCUCUAUAGUGGAUUCAUAGUUUCUGAUGCCCAGACAGAGACGUUUCUGGGUAUGGUCAAUUUGGGGUCUGGCCCCGAGCCUGGUACUUCAGAGAUGGCUCGCUUGAACAGAUCGGAAUGUUGGAGUCAUCCACCAGACGUAGUUUCAACUUAUGCAAUUAUGGAUUCUAAUAUUAUCAAUAGAAAAGCAUAUUCUGGGAUUGGCACAGUAGAGGCAUGUACUUUAUUGCAAUAUGCUGCUCGAUUAAAACAGGAAGGCUAUAGAGUAAAUUAUCAUCCGCUUACGGCAGUAGUCGCUACGGCCAGAGUGGAUAAUGAAGGCUCCUGGAAAUCUAAUGCCAAAGCUGGAAUGAUACUAUGUGAUGUCGAUGUUUUUUCUUCUUAUGGAUCACAUUUACGCUAUCAGUUACGUAAAAAUAUGUAA
Molecule: messenger RNA, 774 nt
Organism: Rotaria socialis
Lineage: Eukaryota; Metazoa; Rotifera; Eurotatoria; Philodinida; Philodinidae
Source: the annotation of a GenBank genome assembly